Messenger RNA from Erinaceus europaeus (western European hedgehog), 789 nucleotides. RefSeq names its product cardiotrophin 1 (gene CTF1). Lineage: Eukaryota; Metazoa; Chordata; Mammalia; Eulipotyphla; Erinaceidae. The transcript is spliced from 3 exons. The coding region runs from base 32 to 643 and encodes 203 amino acids. The record is from RefSeq and is a predicted model, not a curated record.
UGGAGGCAGCCGGGAUCAGCCAGGGGCCAGCAUGAGCCGGAGGGAGGGCAGCCCGGAAGACCCCCAGGCUGACUCCUCAGUCUCACCCCUUACCCACUUGGAGGCCAAGAUCCGUCAGACUCAAAGCCUUGCCCGCCUCCUCAGCAAAUAUGCUGAGCAGCUGCUCCAGGAAUACGUGCAGCACCAGGGAGACCCCUUCGGGCUGCCCGGCUUCUCCCCGCCGCGGCUGCCGGUGGCCGGGCUGAAUGCCCCCGCGCCGGGCCACGCCGACCUGCCGGUGCCCGAGCGGCUGCGGCUAGACGCGCUGGCUCUGGAGGCGCUGCCGCCGCUGCUCGACGUGGUGCGCCGCCUGCAGGCCGAGCUGAACCCGCGCGCCGGCCGCCUGCUGCGCCGCCUGGAGGACGCGGCCCGCCAGGCCCGGGCGCUGGGCGCCGCGCUGGAGGCCGUGCUGGGCGCGCUGGGCGCGGAGCCGCGCGGGGGGCCCCGGCCCGAGCCCGCCGCCGUCGCCGCCUCGGCCGCCUCCGCCGCGGCCGGCGUGUUCGCGGCCAAAGUGCUGGGGCUGCGCGUGUGCGGCCUGUACCGCGAGUGGGCGGGCCGCGCCGAGGCCGACCUGGGCGCGCUGGGGCCCGGGGGCCCGGCCUGAGCCUGCACGGGGCGCCCGCGUGCACCUGCCUCCUCUCUGUCCCUCUCUCUCCAUCCCCUGUCUUCUCUCCAUCUCCUUUUCUCUCCUUGACUCUGUUGGUGGAGUCCACAUCUAUUAUUUUCUCGCUAACCCUUCAGCCCUCCCCC